Molecule: messenger RNA, 1660 nt
Organism: Esox lucius (northern pike)
Lineage: Eukaryota; Metazoa; Chordata; Actinopteri; Esociformes; Esocidae
Gene: c19h15orf40
Product: chromosome 19 C15orf40 homolog
Exons: 4
Coding region: 162-716 (184 amino acids)
Cellular component (GO): cytoplasm
Source: RefSeq, a predicted model, not a curated record
CAUAGAAGAAGACUUGUUGCAACUUGUCAUGCGCAACUAACAGUAGAUUUGUUUACAAUUUUGGACAACCGGUAUUUUUGAGCAGUGAAAUCAGAGUGCUCAAAAACAUAUUCAGAAUAGUUGCACAGUGUUCAGAAUAGCCUAGUUGAUACGAUUUGUAGAUGUUCUCCCAAAUCCAUUCUCUCUGUUUAACCCGGACUCCCUUAUUUCAGUUGUUACAUGUGAGUUAUUCUAACCAAACCCAUCUGUCUAUUACCUGCGGGAGACAGUCCCCAUCCUCACAGUUUCUUGAGCUGGAAUCGGGACGUUUUGCAACGAGAAGAUAUUACUCUGAAAAACAUAACAUGCCUAAAAAGAGCAAAACGAAUAAAACUGUUGGUCAACAGAAGUCGCCAGAGACACCUGCGGCUUCUGGGCCAGUGUCUCGAGACAAGAACGGAGUAGUGACUAUUGCAGUGCACGCAAAGCCUGGAUCUAAACAGAACGCAAUUACAGAUGUGUCUUUUGAGGCAGUAGGUGUCGCUAUUGCUGCACCGCCAACAGAUGGGGAGGCCAAUGCAGAGCUUGUGCGAUAUUUCUCCAAGGUGCUGGAGUUGAAGAGAAGCGAAGUCAUUUUGGACAAGGGCUCCAGAUCUAGAGAGAAGAUUGUCAAGGUUUCAGGUUCACUAACACCAGAACAAGUCUUGGAAAGGUUAAAGCAAGAGGCUUCUGGAUGACAUCAUGGAGGACUUUGCAUUUAAGGUGCUGUGCACAUUUACAGUGUUGCUUGAUAUUCAGACAUGAAAAACAGCUCAGAUAGCGUACCUUAUAAAUCCUUAAAGGGGACUUUUGUUUGCGUUCUAGUAAGAUUUGAGAUUGAACUGUCUGGUGUAUGACUAAUUGUUUUCCCAAAAUGUUGAAAGAACCCCUUUUUAAUAAGGCUUCUCUUUCAGAAAUGUUUAAUACUUUUUUGCAAAGAGACAUUGAUCACAUUGUUAUGUUCUUAUGUUCAUAUUAAAACAUUUUCCUAUCUACAUUCAGUUCACGAGAGAUCUGUAUGAGGCCCUUUUUUUAAAGAAAUAAUCUUAGCUCAUUUAGCAAUUUUAGUAUUCCUCCAUUUUUUGUGUUUUGAAUGAGUUGUGAACUUUUAUUCAUUUCCUUAGACCUAAUCAAGUUCAAAAAAGAAACUCUGAGUGACUCCACAUGCACUUACAGCAUUUGAGCAAGUAAAAUCCAGUUGUCCAAGGAAACUCACAUCAAAGUGAUAACCUCUAGGGGGGAAAAAAGUCCUUGAACUUUUCACCACAGUAGACUGCCUGAAACCUGUCUACUGUGGAUAAUUGUUUGCUUCCCAUCAGGAAUAACUCCAAAAGCAAUCUUAAUUUUGUAAUGACACUUUGACCACUACAAAUUAAAAUUGUACUUUGCCUAAAGGUAAAAGAUGUAAUUAAUUUUACCAUCCAGGAGUCCAAAAUGUAAUUUAUUUUCAUGUAUCUGGUUACCAAAAAGUUGUUGGGUGAAUAUCUUUGACCCAGUUUCGCUGAUGAUUAUCCUUAGAGUGAAUAGACCUAAUCCACAAGACAACACAUCAUUCACUACUACAGCAGAGGAAGAAACAAAGAACAUUCACUACUACAGGAGAGGAAGAAACAAGUCUCAUGUCUCACCUAAAGGAUUAUUA